Rhagoletis zephyria (snowberry fruit fly) is the source of this 830-nucleotide messenger RNA. It is a transcript of the gene PIG-H, whose product is annotated as Phosphatidylinositol glycan anchor biosynthesis class H. Lineage: Eukaryota; Metazoa; Arthropoda; Insecta; Diptera; Tephritidae. The record is from RefSeq and is a predicted model, not a curated record. Gene Ontology annotation, biological process: GPI anchor biosynthetic process. Gene Ontology annotation, cellular component: glycosylphosphatidylinositol-N-acetylglucosaminyltransferase (GPI-GnT) complex.
GUUCAUAUGUGCAUAAUUACGUUGAAUAUUUUGGUUAUGCAACUACAAAGAAUUUUAUAAAUUAUGGGAUACGUAAAACACCGACACUGCUCGACUUCCGAUUUUGUAAAUGAAUGGAAAGGAAUAAGAUAAACGUCAACUAAAUUUUGACAGCAGUAGUGGUAUAAAUUAUAUUAAAGCCACCUGGUGAUAUUACAAAAUACAAUGUCAUCGCAUUCAGAUACUAGCACGCAGAUAUACAAAUAUCACAGCAUCCGCCAAAUGUACGCCGGCGAUAAGCUACCGGAUCUUCAGCUUACGUUGCGCGAGUAUAGCAAAGAUUCUGUUGAAAUAGAGGUCACAAAUUUGCGUUAUGGAAUUCAGAGAUGGCAAAAAAUGAAACAUAUAUGUACGAUUAUAACAAUAUACAUAAUGUAUAGCAUUUUGACAUCAAAGAGCUGGCUAUUUAAAGGACACAUAUUGUGUGACCUUAGUUUAUUUUUCUGGUUUCUUUACCGCAUCGUUAAAUUAUUCUCAUUAAUACAAAGUGAAAAAGUUCUCUUUUGCUCGGAUCUUGCUCUUCAGUGCCAUACAGUUCGAUUCUUGUCACGUACUUCGAAUUUGUUUAUUCCCGCCAACAACGUUUAUGAUGUAGUAAUAAAUGAAGCUAUUGAGGAUCUGGACGUACAUUACGUACUGAUCAUUCGUACAAAAGGAGAUCUUUACCAAAAAAGGCCGAUAAUUGCAAUUUUCAAUACUUUGCGUCCAACCUUCGAUUGUUUACAUAUGGUUAAUAAAUGCCUUAAUAAAGCACGUCGUAAAGCGAGCACGCUUUAGAGCAUUGACUACAA